AUGCCAAAAAGAUGUGAUAAUUGUCUUGAAAAAUACUAAAGAUUUAUUCGAUACCUAGACCGCAAAGGGUUACUUGGAGAAGUUGAAAUUGAUGAAAUAGAUGACAUUGAUGAGAUUGAAGAGGAAGAAGCCAAUGAAAAAAGAAGUAAGAGAAAGGGCUAGUCUUAUCAGAAUUAGUCAAUUAAAAAUUAAAUCCUAAAUGGCUAUAAUACUGAAGCAGAUAAAUUUAAUCCUUAGGAUUAGUAAAAGAGAUUUUAUCGAGCGCCAAAAGACUUUGAGCCCUAAGAUGUUGCAUUUAUGAUGAAUUGCAAAUUGUGUGGAUAGUAAGAGCCUAUUACACUUGAGAAAGCAAGAUUUUAUGAGGAUUAAUCUACAGCAUCUCUUCCAGAUACCUGUAAAAAGUGUUACUUAAAGCAGUAAUAUUGCCGAGAGACUGAAAUCGUCAUGAAAAUUAAGAGGCAAUUCAAAAGAGAUAUAGGCGGUGGAUUCGCAGUAGAUGAUAAAGAGAGAUAAUAAAAUAUUGAAAGAUUAAUGAAGAUCAGAGAAAAAAGAGCUUUGUGGUUGAAGGAGGUACAAGAAGAUAAGGAAAUUAAAAUUGCCCAAGCUAUUGCUCUGAAUAAUUUCGUGCUGAUUGAGAAAGAUCAACCUCAGUAUAAAUGA
Molecule: messenger RNA, 660 nt
Organism: Stylonychia lemnae
Lineage: Eukaryota; Ciliophora; Spirotrichea; Sporadotrichida; Oxytrichidae
Source: the annotation of a GenBank genome assembly